AUGAUCAACAAACAUGGGUUCAAGAGAGCCGGCGCGCUCUGGAAGAUUAAAUUCCCCCAUGAGCCACCUCCGCCGGACAUCCCGCCAGAACCUCCGCCACCUUCACAACCCCCACCUCAGGAAACAACGCUACCCCGUUCCACUUUACCCAAAGCAAAACUCCAUCCGUUUGCCCACGGUAUGUGUAAACGAACAUUUCCGCUCCAAAAUGGAUUAACACGCCACCUCAGAUACAUGCGCAAUGUCACAUGCCCUGUCCCAGAGAAAAAACGCCCGCGAGCCAACGAACCGAUUCCAGAGGAAUCAGCAUUUCCCUGUGAGAAAUGUUAUAUGGUAGCGCGCUCUAAAACGGGCCUUAAAUCCCAUAUUAGAGCAAAACAUCCUGAGAACCCCACAAAAAGGAUGCACCCAAAGUUCAACUCAUCCCGCAACCUGCUCCGCUACGCUGUGAAUUUUGUCUACGUGACUUCGCCAACAUUGGUGGUCUCGCAUGCCACAAAGAGUUUAAAUACCCACCUGGAACUCCAAUUCUGCCAGCAACAAUACAAGUAA
Molecule: messenger RNA, 552 nt
Organism: Trypanosoma theileri
Lineage: Eukaryota; Euglenozoa; Kinetoplastea; Trypanosomatida; Trypanosomatidae
Product: Tbingi protein
Exons: 1
Coding region: 1-552 (183 amino acids)
Source: RefSeq, a predicted model, not a curated record